AUGUGUCCACAACUGCUGCUGCCCAUUGUGGGAUUGGGAUUGAUCUAUUAUUCGGCGCUGACCGCCGCUGCGCACGGCUGCGACCCGCUGACCCAGUACGAGAAGGACGGAGAGUGCUGCAAGAUGUGCGGUCCAGGGACCAGAAUGUCGUCCAGCAGUCCUUGUCUGGAUCCUCAGUGCACAGAAUGCCCGGACGGUGAUUAUCAGGAUGUAUACACGUCUGACACCAGGUGUAACCUUCAACCGUACUGUGACCGAAAUAAAAACUUCAAGAUUGUUGUCCACAAGAGCAAGAAGGUGCGAAGCACCUGCAUCUGUAACACGGGAUUCCACUGCUCGAGUGAAGAAUGCAUAACCUGUGUGCCGCACGCACGCUGUAAACCAGGACACGGAGCUCAAUCUACAGGGAACCACACGCACAACACGGUGUGUCAGAAAUGCACCGAGGGGACAUUUUCCGAAGACACCUCGUGGGACGGUGUCUGUCAGAAGUGGACAAAAUGUCCGGAUGGACUUAUGGUUGAAAAAAGCGGCACCGACGUAUCCGACAACACUUGUGUGGCAUCACGGUCACAUGCAGUUGUGAUCGUAGUUGGGUGUUUGGGGACUGUGUGUCUCCUCGUGAUCGCGGCAGUUGCCUGGUUUUGUCUACGGAAAGGUCGAUCAGGAGACGAAAGCGGGAAGGUGAAAAAGAUUUUGAUGGGCUGUUUUGAAUCCCGUUCGGGAGACGAAGAGGCGCCGGUGAGAGAAACCAGAGUGCUGAUAACCAACCCAACGGAACCAGCUGAGGAAGAGUCCCUGACGCCAGAGCUGCUGUCCACCCAAGAAGAGGCCGGUGCGAGGACACCGGAGGAAAACGAGGACGAGCUGAGCCUGGAGACACCCGACUUAGUUCUCAGUGAGAACGGAAACUUUGUGACGCAGGAGAAGGGGAAAUCGUCGAUCCUCUCCCGACAGGAAUCCCAAACGCAGACAUUCACCACCUGA
This is a messenger RNA of Gasterosteus aculeatus aculeatus (three-spined stickleback), 987 nucleotides long. It is a transcript of the gene cd40, whose product is annotated as CD40 molecule, TNF receptor superfamily member 5. Gene Ontology annotation, cellular component: CD40 receptor complex; external side of plasma membrane. The record is from RefSeq and is marked provisional. Gene Ontology annotation, biological process: immune response-regulating cell surface receptor signaling pathway. Gene Ontology annotation, molecular function: protein binding. NCBI's taxonomy places the organism in Eukaryota, Metazoa, Chordata, Actinopteri, Perciformes, Gasterosteidae.